GUGUCCCGCCAUGUUCCGCCAAGUUCCACCGUGUCCCCUCCGUGUCUCGUGCUUCCUGCCGUGUCUCAUCGCGUCCCGCCCAGUUCCACCCUGUCCCGCCGCGUCCCUCCGUGUCCCACAGCCUGGUCUCUGUCCCCCCAGGAGGAUGUCGGACGGCCUGUUCCUCAGGAAGUGCCGGGAGGUGGCUGAGGACUUCAAAGACAUCAAGUUCACAGAGAUGUACCUGGACACCGUCUGCCUCAACAUGGUCCAGGACCCCUCGCAGUUCGACGUGCUCGUCAUGCCAAACCUGUACGGAGACAUCCUCAGCGACCUGUGCGCCGGGCUGAUCGGAGGACUGGGAGUUACGCCCAGCGGCAACAUCGGCGCCAACGGAGUGGCCAUCUUUGAGUCGGUGCACGGCACGGCCCCGGACAUCGCGGGUCAGGACCUGGCCAAUCCCACGGCUCUGCUGCUGAGCGCCGUCAUGAUGCUGCGGCACAUGGGUCUGCAGGAGACGGCCGGCCGCAUCCAGACGGCCUGCUUCCACACCAUCCGGGACCGCCAGGUGCUGACGAAGGAUCUGGGAGGAAACGCUAAAUGUUCCGAGUUCACAGCGGAGAUCUGUCGUCGUAUUCAGGAUCUGGACUGAAGGCGGCGGGCCUGGGAGCGAGGCCUCUGCUGAGAGGGGGCGGGGCUUUGCUCUUACUUCCUGUGUGGUCAACAUUCACAGCUGACAUUCGCACAACUGUACCUCUACUGCCUGGGUCCCGGAGGGAGCCAAUCAGAAGCUCCCUCUGCUGCAGACACACCCACUCUUAUUUAUUGUUUCUACUUUGAUACGACAUCUGACUGCGACAAUAAACACGUCUCUGCAA
Salarias fasciatus (jewelled blenny) is the source of this 857-nucleotide messenger RNA. Its product is annotated as isocitrate dehydrogenase [NAD] subunit alpha, mitochondrial-like. Lineage: Eukaryota; Metazoa; Chordata; Actinopteri; Blenniiformes; Blenniidae. The record is from RefSeq and is a predicted model, not a curated record. Gene Ontology annotation, molecular function: isocitrate dehydrogenase (NAD+) activity; NAD binding; magnesium ion binding. Gene Ontology annotation, biological process: isocitrate metabolic process; tricarboxylic acid cycle. Gene Ontology annotation, cellular component: mitochondrion. Bases 11 to 631 code for a protein of 206 amino acids. The transcript is spliced from 5 exons.